CUGUAGUACGCGUCCGCCUUACGAUGCGUCUACGGUUCUGCUCACGUGGAAAGUCAACGAGGAAAAUUUGUGACGUGCUUAACCCACAUCCACACCGAUGUAAGGUAUCCGUGAACACACGAAUGUGUGCGUUCUUGUGAUUCCCUUUAUCUGGUUUUCCGUCAAAAAAGUCUGCACGAAACUGGCAAACGAAUUCAUAAUUUUUCCCUUAUGCGUGCAAUAUUAUCCUGACGGUUGAUCUUUGGUGUUCGUAUAAUGUAUAAACUUUCUUAUGGAGAGAAACACGAAAGAUUAUAGCUAGGUGAGUGAACGUCGAAAGGUCCAUGAACGCAAUGGGACCCCUUUGAAUUUCACCAGCUGGUACAUUGUCUCUUUUCGAGACACACGUAAAUUUAAUUAUUACAUGAUCACUUUUUACAAUCAAACAGCACAAUUACUGGAAUGUAUCAACUAAAUUUUUCCAAUAAGCAAAAAAAUAACCCAGAAAAUUCAAAUCAGCCGAAGGAAUAUUAUUCUGCAGGACAUUCAGAAGGGCACAUACAACAAAUAUCUUCAGGUUAUAAUAUUACCAGCGUUCAGAAUAUUGGUACUCCAGAUAAUAUACUUAUGCCAACUGCAGAUUAUACAAAAUCCAUGGAGAGUUUUCAAUCUGUUGAUGGUCAGUCUAUUGCUACACAUGAACAUGCUGUCUCAAGCAUGUAUCAAACAAAUGCCAAUAAAGUUGCUGAUAAUGCAUCACAAAAUAUGUAUGAUCAGUGGUAUAAUAAUAAUGCUAUACCACCACCGAUCGAAAAUUCAUGGUUCUCAAAAGAUAAUAUACGUGGAACAAAACAAUGGCCUGAACAAAUUGUUGAAAAUUACGAAAAUAUUCAACAGCCUUCUGAGUUUGUUAAUUUAGAAGUUGUUAUUCCUGCACUAGAAGAACGUGACAUUUAUGGAUCUCGAGAUUCUAUUAAUAGGGAAACAUUAGAUAAUGAUCCUAAAGCUGUUGUAAAUGUUCAAAAAGAAACAAUUAAUGUACGUGAAUAUAGACAAGAAGUGAAUAAUGUUGAGGUUCCUUCUAUACAACAGCACACACAAAGUCAUCGAUCUUUACAACAGGACCAAGCUCUAAACAAUUAUGAAUUUGCAUCGAAUGAUAGAAACACAUUUUUAGAAACUGGAGAAUUAACAGAUUCUCAUCCUGAUCAUGAAUUAUCUCCACCAAAUCAGGAUGAUGAAAACGAUGAAGUCCCUAAUGAUAUCCCUUUUCUACGUGAAGUUCCUGGUCAAUCUAGUUCUAUUGAUCUUAGAAAUGAUAGAAAUGAUCCUGCAGGACAAGAACAAUAUAUACAAUCUGUCCAGCGUCUUUCAGAUCCAAGAAGAAAUGAUCCUUCUGGACAAGAACAAGGGCUUCAAAUUAGAAAUAUAUCUGAUAGAUCUGAACGUCGAGAUGUCCCACCUGGCCAAGAAAGAAGUAUAUCUUCUCUUUCUCGGAGUGAAUCAGAUACAUUAGAACGUCAAAAUGAUCCUUCUGGCAGAGAACGUUCUUUGCCUCCACAACAGUCUAGAAAUGAUCCAUCGGGAGAAGAGAGAUACCAGGUACAAUCUCAAAUAAUGCUUGAAUCAAGUGAAAUACGUGAAAUACCUGGAAGAGGCAAUGAACCUGAAGAAGUUACUCAACAAUCAGAUGGAGGACUUAGACAAAUUCCAGGAGGUGCAUCUCCUAACGAAACCAUUCAAUCUUCAGAUGAUAGAUCUGCAGGACGAGUAGUUACAGGUUCUCAAGAGUUUCCUUUGUCCAUUCCCUCUAUUUCGGAUCAAGCAACUGAUUCAAGAAAUAAACGAGAGGAAGCAGUUGGAGCAUCCGAAGGUGGUAAUCAAAGUGUUCAAGUACCAUCAGUACGUAAAGAUUCUUAUGAAAAUGAAGAUGAUGAAGGAUCUGGAAACAGUAGGGAAGAUAGUAGAGAAAGACAUAGAGAUGCCAGUCCUGAGCGCAGACGUUAUGAUUAUGAUAGAAAAAAUACAUAUUACGAUCGUGAGCGUGAGUAUGAUGAUGAUUAUUAUUACGAACGUCGACGUGGAGUAGAUAAUGAAAGACCAUAUAAUGAUUUCGAACGUCGAGAUCUUUCUUAUAGAGAUGACGAUCGUAAACAUCAUAGUCGUGAUGAUUUGGAUCGUCAUCCGAGGGAUGAAAUUGAAAGAAGAAAUAGAGUUAAAGAUGAUUCAGAUGAUAGAGAUGGACGAAGAAGGCAAGAUGAUCGUAGGAGAGAUAGAGGCGAUGAUCCACGUAGAAGGGAAAGAGAAAUUAGAGAUUAUGAUUUGAGAUAUACUAGAGAUAGAGAAUACGUCGGUCGCGAUAGAAGAAGGGACGAGAGACGACCUAGAAGAUACGAUGAUUAUGAUAUUAGAGACCCAUACAGAAGGGAAUAUUAUGAAGAUCCUUACAGUAGAAGUUCUAGACCUUCUAGCAGAUCUUCUUAUAAUGAUAGAGAUAGGGAAUACUACAUGCGUUCUAGAGAUCCUUAUUAUGCUUACAAUGGAUAUGGUGGAUAUGACUAUAAUGCUCAUUAUGGUAACAAUUAUUACGCAUAUCUCGAGAAUUUACGUCGUACCAAUCCUGCUGCUUAUGCAGAAUGGUAUCAUAAAUAUUAUGCCAGCCAGCAUCCACAGCAACACAUAUCUAGAGGUGUUAGUAAUUAUCCAGAGGAUAGAGCUAGUGUACAUUCAGGACGCAGUUCUUGUGAGGAACGAACCACUGGAGAUAAACGAACCUUAGCUCAUAUGUCACAGUUUGAAGACUCAACAACAUCUGCACGACUAACACCAACAAAAUAUUCCACUUGCCAUGUAUAUGGAUCUUUUUCUGUUGGAUCACUUAUACAUGUUCAGCCAAGUUAUCCAGCUGAUGGUGAAAGGGCUAAAGUGGACAUUUUACGAGUGGACAAUUUAUUCUUACAUGAUCCUGUUGCACGUGACUUACGUGCCUAUCCGGGACCUCUAAUUAAACAAGUAGGAGUCACGCACAAAAAAACGAUAAUUAAAUACUGCGAAAAUAAAAUUAAAAAUGCAACAGCGAAUGAUGAUAUGAUUGAUCGUGCUUCUUAUAUACUUUUGUAUGAAUUGAUGAUUAUGCUAAUCCAACAAAAUGGCAAUGUUGUCGGUGUUGAUAUAGCAGCACUUUUACUUAGAAAUAAAGAUGCUUAUCCUUAUGAUGUAAAUAAGCAAAAGCUGCAAGAUACAGGAAGAAGAGAGUCUGUGAUGUCACAACGAUCUGGAAUAAGUGUAAAUGGGAACAAUCAGGAUAUUCCAGUAACUGCUGAAAAAGUUGAAAGUACUAAACAACAGAAAACUGUAGAACAAAUGACAGAUGAAUUUAGAAAUACACUUCUUUAUGGAUUAGUUCAAGAAGCAUUAGAAUAUGCUAUGACUGAAGGACUAUGGGGACAUGCAUUAUUUUUAGCUAGCAAAUUGGAUAAGCGUACCUAUGCUUCAGUAAUGACACGAUUUGCAAAUAGUCUAUUACCUUCUGAUCCAUUACAGACAUUAUAUCAGUUGCAUUCUGGUCGCAUACCAGCUAUUGUAACAUGUGUAGCAGAUCCACGAUGGGACGACUGGAGACCUCACUUAGCUAUGAUUAUUUCAAAUACAUCUACUAAUCCUGAAAUUAAUCGGCGAUCAAUAACAACACUUGGAGAUACACUUUUUGCGAGAGGGGAUAUCUAUGCGGCUCAUUUUUGUUACAUUCUGGCACAAGUUGAUUUUAGUGCAUAUGGAAUAAAUUCAGCAAAACUUGUUCUUAUUGGUUCUAAUCAUCACAAGCCGUAUUCUGAAUUUAUGACAACAGAAGCUGUUAUGCUAACAGAAAUUUAUGAAUAUGCUCGUAAUCUUAGCGAGCCUGGUUUUACUUCGGUAGAUCUCCAAACUUUUAAAUUUGAUCUGGCAGUUAAAAUGGUUGAUUAUGGCCUAAUAGAGAAAGCCUUACUUUAUAUAGAACAAAUUGCAGUAAACAUUUUUAAUGAACCUUCAAAAUAUAAAAAGUCUUUUAUUACGGCAGUUUAUGCUUUGGGUGAUAAAAUCAAAUAUCAUGAUCCUGUUUGCAAAGAUUCUACUGAAGAUGCUACUAAUCUUACUUGGUUAAAUAACUUAGCAGAAAUUGUAAAUAAAUAUCAGAUUGGAGAAAUUGUUGAAGGUGAUGCAUAUGAAUCGCAAAUUAAUGCAGAUGGACAAAAUAAUUUACAAAGUCAAGAAACCCAUGACAUUAAAUUACAAUCACAGCAACAACAAAUACAACAACAGUGGGUUACUAAACAAACUGAGUACAAAGAUGGACCAACAUCUAUGGUAGAUGUUACAGCCCCAGAUAUGCAAUCAGAUUGGGAACCAUUAUCAUUGCCGUCAAAUAUACAACAAGAUACAUAUGAUCAAUCUACACAAUAUAUACAUAAUAAUGAAAGUAAUCAAUAUCAACAAUCUCAGCAACAAGAUUACUGGAACCAACAACAAACAUAUUAUCAAAAUAAUUUUGGCAGAAACGGUGGUACAUCUCCUAGUUGGCAGCAACAAUCUACUCAUGCUCAAUAUACAGAUGAUCAGCCUGACAUUGAUAAUUCUCAACAACAGGAAAAAUGGAACUAUGAGGCGGAAAGAGAAGAAAAAACAUCUACUCCUGAACCAAUGCAACCAGCAAUUUCUAUGACAUCUUCUACGGGUAAACAAUAUGAUCCAUUAGAAGAGUUAGACGCCUUAGAAACACCAAGACAAACUGCUAAAUCUACAACAGAAACUAAGAAGACAUCUGAAAAAAAUACUGAAAAGAAACCGCCUAAUGGAGGUAGUUCAUGGUUUGGAGGUCUGUUCAGUAAAUUAGCUCCAAAACCACGUAAUCAAAUGAUACUACCAGAUGACAGUAAUCCUACGAUUGUUUGGGAUCCUGUUGCAAAAAAAUGGAUGAAUAAAGAUGAAGAUGCAGAUACUAGUUCAGCAGCUUUGCCUCCACCACCAAAAGCAACUGAUAUGGGUAUUAAACCAUCAUCAACUGAACAAGUUACUGUACCUCAACCCCCUAUACAUAAUAAACAAUCUAAAGAAGCAAUGAACAUAAAUGGUUCUAAAGUACACGCUAAUUACAAUAUGUUCAAAUUGCAAAAAGGAAGAAAUAUGCGUGCCAAUUAUAUAGAUGUAAUGAAUCCAAACGGUGGGAAAAGCAGUACAGCUUCACCAAAUGUACCAACACCUGCAACAUCUCCAUUUGUACCUAUGGCUGUAUCAUCUCCUCAGUUAUUCAUUCCUGCACCAGUAAAUGAUCCGAGUGCACCUGUCGAUUUUUUAACACCAGCUCCAGCACCAAGUAUACCUGCUACACAUCCUAAUGAAAAUGUAACUCAAGGACAGUCGGGGAGGCAGAAUGAUGUAGCCAAAUAAUAAUUGUUGCUGAUACUCUCUCGAUGGAGCUCAACCAGCUCAUUAUCGCGAGAGGUGCAGAGCUACACAAUGAGGGAUCCGCGUUUUCUCCAAAGGAAUAAGGUAAUACUACAAUACACUAACUUUACACAGUUAUGAAAGUUUGUCUAUAUCAAAAUGUUUCAAACAAUUAUAAUUAUAUUUACAUUAAAUGUUAAUAUAUAAAGUUUAA
This is a messenger RNA of Vespa velutina, 5614 nucleotides long. RefSeq names its product protein transport protein Sec16A (gene Sec16). The transcript is spliced from 19 exons. The coding region runs from base 442 to 5403 and encodes 1653 amino acids. Gene Ontology annotation, cellular component: ER to Golgi transport vesicle membrane; endoplasmic reticulum exit site. NCBI's taxonomy places the organism in Eukaryota, Metazoa, Arthropoda, Insecta, Hymenoptera, Vespidae. The record is from RefSeq and is a predicted model, not a curated record. Gene Ontology annotation, biological process: COPII vesicle coat assembly; autophagy; Golgi organization.